AUCUCUGUUUCGAUCGCCACAGCUAUCCCUAUUAUAGCCAGAGCGUACGGAAGGUGCCUUGGUCCAUCCGAAACUACGCAAAUAAUGAUAUGCAAUCUAGUUAGACAGUAGCUAGCUAGCUCUAGCUAGUAGCUGGGCAAGCAAUGUGCUAACGAUCAUUUCUUCAUUGUUUCCUUCUCACUUCUCAAGCCUAGCUAGCUAACUAGCUAAUAUUCAGCCAUUCUCAAUCCUUGGACUUAAGCUUGCAAUUGGCGUAUAGUAUAGUAUAGUAUAGUAUAGAUAGUGAGACAAUCUUAUUAAUUAAGAUGGGCAAGAAAAAGAGCAAGAGCAAGAAGAGCAAGAGCAAGAGCAAGAGCAAGUCAGGGCAAGAAGAAGCUGAAGAAGCUGAAGAAGAGCUUCAAGAGCUGCAAGAAGAUCAAGAAGAUCAAGCUGAGCAAGCUGAGCAAGCUGAGCAAGCUGAGGAAGCUGAGGAACUUGGAGACACUGAAGAUGAAGAUGAAGACGAAGACGAAGAUGAAUCAACCAAAAAGAAGAAAAAGAAGAAAAAGAAAAAGAAGAAAAAGCGUCAGGAAGACGAUGAAGGAGCUGAAGUACAUGUAGAGCAGCUGGAAGAUGAAGAUGAAGAGGAUGAUGAAGCUGAAGCCUUAGCUGAAACUCAAGAGGAGCCAUCCACCAAGAAAAAGAAGAGCAAAAACAAGCAGCAAGAAGAAGAAGAAGAGGUAGAACAGACAGAGGAUCAAGCCAUGGAGGAUUGUGUCCAAGAAGAAGAUGAAGAGGAAGAUGACCAGGAGCCAUCCAAGAAGAAGAAAAAGAAAAAGAAACGGGGGGAAGAAACGGAACAGGCACAACCUGCUGAUGAAGAAACAACGACCACAAUGAAGCAAAAGAAAAAGAAGAAAACAACAAGCGAGGACGUACAAGACACACCCGUACUAGUACCGGUACAACCGACGGAGGAGGAGCCGAGCGAGAGCACACUUUCUGUGGGACGCACUUCCGAAACGAGUUUCCGCCGUGUCUCGGACCUAUUCAUUCUGAGUGACACUGUCGAUGACCAUAGAGACCAGGAUACCGGACUUUUGGGCCGGGGGCUGCUCGAGGGAGAGGAAGGCGAAUCGGAAGAAGAUCUCGAGGAAGACCACCAUGACAUGGACUUGCAAAAACUACCUAGUCUCUUUGCUCCUCCUCCUCAAACCGAACUGUUGCCCACGGUUUCCGGAGACGCAGACACGGCCAAAUCAGUCCGCUCCGAUUUCAGCCGAACGUCAGACAUUCGUCUUGUGGACGAUGCGUUCUUGGAUUCCAAAGUCACCAAAGAGGUAGACGAUACCACCAUCAGGGAACAGCACGGCGAAGAAGACAUGCAAGCCAAUGUUAAUGUUGGCACAGAUGCCACGAGGUCGGCUCAGGAUGGUCCUCAAAAUAGUACCGAGGACGGAGAGACACCAAGCGACAUUGUAUUCGUCCCCCCAUCGCCCGACAUUGUAUUUGUACCUCCGCACAUGACUGACAUUGAAUAUGUACCUCCAGAAGGGGCAACUAGGGAACCACCUGCUGCAGAACUUGAAGCGGAAAGCAGGAUGUCAUCUAUUUUUCCACAGCCGCAGCAGCAGCAGCAAGACAGUAUGAGUCAGUCAGUUGCAGUUGCAAGGCACACUUCAACACUUCCAACGGAUACUACAAGUAGUGCUGAUGAGCAAGGUAACGUUGAGAGGGCCAGCUCUCGGGAAGAGACUGGGACCGCCAACCAUUCUUUACCCGAAGAUGUGCCCGAAGUGGAAACCGACAGAGAGGAGAACGCUCCAGAUGUGCCACCGCAGCAAGAAGACAUCAUCACUGGAAGUGAAACAGUUCCCCAGCAUGAAGAUUCAAAUGUUUCCAAGGACAGUGUUGACGAGCAAAGUGACGAGGAAACUGGGAAACAGGGAGAGACAUCAUCGUCACAACAGGACAUUGAAUUCGUCCCUCCUGAUGGUUUGGCUCCAGCCAAAGAUGCAUCCACAGUGCUGGAAAUGGAAGAAGGGGAGGAGAAAGAUGACAAGGAGACAGGGCAAACAGGCGAGCUGCCCUCGCAGAAGGACAGUGCAAGCAUUCCCCCAGCUGAUGGUUUGGCUCCAAUUGAAGGUACUCCUGCGGCAGAUACUACUGAAAGCGCCGCGCAAAAUCAGGAUGCCUCGCCCGAGGGAGAUAUCAUGACUAGUCAAAAUGUGGAAAAACACAAACAAGGCGAGAAUGAUGCAGACUCGGAGGCGAGCGACAAUUACGCGAACAAAAAGGGUGCAGCACUUGCUGCAGCCGUCAUGGCCGGGACUGGCAUAGCUACGGCAGCUGCUCUCACAACCGGAAACCAGGACGACGAGGCGAUGCAGGAUGCAGAAGCGGAUGAGCAGCAAAUGGGUGCAGACGAAGAAGAGUUUGAGAUAGCCUUUGGUUCCGCUAGUGAGAAAGCUGAAGCGGACGACAUAUCUGUUGUGGACUCUGAAAUCGAAGCUAGCGAAGAUAACGUUCACGACAGCGAAGACGACGAAAAAACUCUACUCGCGACUGGGGAGUUCUUGGAUCAAGCCAGAGCGAGCGGUGAAGGCAGCGGCUUGGAGCUGGAACAUUCCUCUAGAGAAACAGUUGAGGCUAGUGUGGCUCGAGGAGACACUGAGGAUGGCAAGGGAGAAGAGGAAGAUACCAGUUUGGGAGUAGAAACGAACAGAGCCAUUGCUGCUUUGGGAGACUCUGAGGAAGACACCACCCAAAAAACUAGAGACGAAGGGAAUGUUGUUGACGGUGAGAACAAACCCUCUGACGACCUUACAGGUGCGAUUGUUCCCGCUGCUUCCCGCGCCAUUGUUCCCGCUGCUCCUAGUGCCAUGGUUCCCGUUGCUUCUAGCGCCAUGGUUCCCGCUGCUUCUAGCGCCAUUGUUCCCGCUGCUUCUAGCGCCAUUGUUCCCAUUGGUGGUGAUUCGCGUGCUCUUAGUCUCCCCGGCGUCAAUGAUGACGCAAACGAGGAACAAGGCACAAGUGAUGAAGAUGACGACGAGGGAGACUCCGCUACAGUCGAGGUCGAAGAGCAGUCGUGGUCGGAGCACAGCGUAGUCUAUCCGCCACCAGCGCCUGCACCGUUUCGAAUGUCCAGCUCUCAAAGCGAGACCGAACUCGUGAUAGAUGACAUUGCAAGGGCUAUUGGUCUCGAAGAACGAUACGACGAGGAGCAUGCAUGGGGACGCUCCCACUCACACAACGCCGAAGAGGACUACCAGCACAAAGACAGCCCCGCCAAGCCAGUUGACAAGCAAAGGAUGAUGCUUUUGCUCACUUUCUGCUGUGGAUUCUGCCUGGCUUCCCUUCUUUUCCUGAUCAUUAUGUUGGCGUUGGGCAUUUUCAACAAAGAUCACAGCGAUGACACCAGUCGUUCGGGGGGACUGGACGGUCUUCAGUUGGCGCCCAGUCGUCCAUGGGAGACACCAGAGAGCAUAAAGCAAGUGGUUGAUUUGCCAGAAUACACGACAGACAAGAUCAGAAACGAUAGAGAAUCGCCACAGUAUGAUGGCUUCCAAUGGCUCAAGAACGAUCCAAAUCUAGAUGACUACCCUGACUGGAAGAGACGCCAAAGAUUUUCCCUUGCUACUUUGUUCUACGCUACGACUGACGAAGAGAACAAAGGUUGGCACAACGAUGAACGAUGGCUAGAUUACGAUACAGACGAAUGCACGUGGUACACGUCUCCAGCGCAGUUUACAUCGUUGAAUGUUACCGGUGAGAGCCAGUGUGCUGGAAAUAGUACAAGCAGUAGGCGCCGCAGCCUAGCAGAGGGUGUUGAUGAUGGUCACUUUGAACAUGUUUGGCUUGUGAACAACAAUCUGAGGGGCUCGAUUCCUCCUGAGCUGGCCCUCUUGACGAGCCUUCAAAGCAUCGACUUUGAAAUGAAUUCACUAUCAGGGUUUAUCCCUCCACAGUUGUCUGGACUGAAUAGAAUCAAACACAUUCUAAUGGAUCACAACUUGCUGACAGGUGAACUACCAGCCUCGUUCAGCAAGCUCUUGACGAUGGUGCAUUUGUCCAUCGUGGACAAUAAGCUGAAAGGUCAGCUGAACAAGUUCUUGGGCAAGCUCUCGAAUCUGCAAAGAUUGGCGCUCGAAGGAAACUCUCUAACAGGCCGGAUUCCAUCCGAUUGGGCUCACAUGACAAGUCUGACCACUCUUGACUUGGCAACGAAUUCCUUGGUUGGAAGUCUCCCGACAGAGCUUGGACUCUUGCAGCAACUAAAGGUGCUGAAACUAGACGAGAACGGUCUAUCCGGCACACUUCCAACAGAAUUAGGUCUCUGCCACAGUAUGCUUUCAUUGAAACUUCAGGACAACGAGAUUUAUGGCAAGAUUCCUUCCGAGCUUGGAGGGCUGCCUGGUCUCCUCCACCUAUCGCUUGGGCAAAACAGACUCACUGGCGAGAUCCCCAUGCACCUCGGAGCUUCCACUGUUCUAGAAGACCUGAGCUUGUUGUACAAUGGCAUUUCAGGUCCUAUUCCUAGCCAAAUUGGCUUGAUUCAGUCGCUGACAACUUUGGCAUUGGGUGGCAACCGUCUUUCAUCCACGAUUCCCUCAGAGCUUGGGACACUAUCCAAUCUACAAGAGCUAUCUGUGUUCGACAACAACUUGCGAGGGACCAUUCUGUCUGAAGUUGGAGCUCUCACAAAGCUGCAAUCAUUGGCAACACACGAAAACAAGGAGUUGUCUGGCUCCAUCCCAUCAGAGAUUGGACUCCUGAAUCAGCUCCGAAAUCUGUGGUUGUUCAAAUGUAACUUUUCGGGGAGGAUUCCAAUAGAAUUGACUCAGCUGGAGAGGUUAGGGGUGCUCAAUAUACACACAAAUCAAUUGGCAGGAAAGGUUCCAACUGCAUUGGGAGCAAUAUCAACACUAACCGAUUUGGAGCUUCAUUCUAACUUUUUUUCGGGGCAGUUGCCAUCAGAGCUUGGCCUGUUGGAAAAUUUGAUUCACCUCUCAGCAGCCAACAACUACUUGGAAGGAACCAUCUUUUCGGAAAUUGGCUCGUUGACGAAGCUAAUCGAUCUGCGUCUUUAUGACAACUUCUUUAGUGGACCUAUCCCACCGGAAAUAGGUUCUCACACUGACUUGACCUAUUUGUCCUUGGCAAAAAACACGCUUAGUGGCAGUAUACCCAAAUCCCUUGGAGCUCUUUCAGAGUUAACAUCUCUCCGCCUCUAUUCAAAUGCACUCACGGGAUCCAUCCCUCCGGAGCUAAAGAACCUAAAGAAAUUGACGUUCCUCGCAAUCGGGGAGAGUCCAGGGUUGACAGGAUCGAUCCCAGCAGAGUUGUCCGAUCUGUCAAUGCUCAAAAGCCUCCGAAUCUAUUCAACCAAGAUUGGAGGCAAAAUCCCAGACACACUAUCAUCACUGCGGCACCUCGAGUUCCUCUCGCUGGCACGCAACUCCCUAAUAGGCAGCAUCCCGGGAGAUGUCUUUUCUGGAUUCACCAAUCUCAAGGGGCUGGCCCUGUCCGAGAAUGAGCUGACAGGGAGCAUCCCAACACAGUUGAUGGAGCUACCGCAGCUUGAGAGUCUAUAUCUUUUCAAGAACCGCCUUUCCGGGCGCUUGCCGAACAGCCUAGGCCAGCUGUCUGGCACCUUAAAGGACUUUCAAAUUGCCAACAAUAUCAUCACUGGACCAGUGCCCCCGGAAGUUGGUUCACUCCAACAGCUUCAAAUUCUCAAUUUGGAAUUCAACCAAUUUGGAGGCUCCAUGCCCAGUGAGGUUGGUCUACUCUCCAAGCUCGAGGUCCUCUGGAUGUCUGGCAACUCAAUGACAGGCGACCUUCCAACAGAAAUCGGGAUGCUAAGCCAUUUGGUGCUGCUGAAUAUUUCUCACAAUCGACUGUUUAGCUUUGUCCCAUCGGAGCUAGGUGCACUAGAGAAGCUCCAAGAACUCAACAUCACAAACAAUCACUUCUCUGGCACUAUACCCAUUGGGAUUUGUCAGCUGAACCUUGCUCUCUUGGAACAUGACUGUUCUGAGUCCUUUUGCGGCUGCAACUGCGAUUGCAGUGCCCGCUAA
Molecule: messenger RNA, 6059 nt
Organism: Seminavis robusta
Lineage: Eukaryota; Bacillariophyta; Bacillariophyceae; Naviculales; Naviculaceae
Source: the annotation of a GenBank genome assembly